UGUAGAAGCUCAGCUGGCCCCGCCUCUUGCUCGGCGAGACUCGGGCACAGAGCAGAGCGCUCAACACAAGCUGCAGAGCCAGCACCGGGACUCUGAAACGGCAGGGAAGCACCGGCUUCAUGUGCAGCAACACAGAACUGAAAUCCACGCAUCACAACUGAUCCGGCACACUGCAGCAGCAGCAAUGAGACGGGAAGCUACACUGGGAUGCCUCUAAGAGGAACGCAUGGUGAACUGAACGAAAAGAAAGGAUGAUGCAGCAGCAAUAAAUGAAUUUGAAUAAAUCUGGAGCAAAAGGUCCCUUUAAAAAAAAAUAUGGCAGUGGCCGCAGAACAAUGGGAAGACCCAACUGGGGGUGAAAAUACAGAACCGCAGACUCAAGAUAAGACAGCAGAUAAACCGUCCGAGUGCCGAGCAGAGACAGAGGUUCCCAGCCCGACAGGAGAGUCUCGGCACAUGACAGAGGAAAGACCCAAACCAUCAGCGACGGCCACAGAGAGGAUUUGGGGACAAUUCUGGAAAGGCAGCGGGUUCGGCAAAGCGAACAGGAAAAAUAAGCGCGAGGGCUCCGAAACUAACAGGAGCGGUCCGGAAUUCGACGGCAAUGCGAGUCAAACCGCUUCGGCUGCCAAGCAGCUGGAAUCCAGAGAAAGCGCGCCGCCCAAAUCAACGGCAGCAGAACUGGAAUCCCCAGCGAGUCAGCUUUCCUUGGAGGUAGAAGCAGGCCUUGGGGCACGGCCCACGGAGAACCGCGCUGGGACAGAAGAGCCGACGAGGGAUGAUUCGAAGCUGCCUCAGAAAGACACACGGCCACGUCAUAUUGAGAAAUCGAGCAGCGUCAGGGAUUUCAUCAAGAGGCCGGUCUCGAAGAUCUUCUUGUAUAAAAGCACGGAGAACAAAGCAGUGGGAAGGCAAGCCAACGUGAGCAAGGGUCUCUCUACAUCCCUCGAUCGGUUGUCGGAGAAGGAAACCUGCGCUGCGAUCGAAACCUGCGAGUUGGAAAACAACCCAGGGCAGCGACACAAACAUCCAGGGCUCGCGCACACGAGACGCUGGCACUCCUUUAAGAAGAUCGUGGCCCCAAAGACCCGCAAGAAAAGCCCAGAUGAGCCGAAAGACGACAAGGGAGACGCCGAUCGCAACAAAACCCCCGAAUUUAAAGAUUCGGUUUCGGGGGGUGACCCAGAGAACAAGGGGUGCAAGAAAAGGACAAUUAAGAGGUCUUGGACAUUUCAGGUCAUCCGGAAAGAUCGCUCGUUCACGGCCAGCAACAAAACGCCCAGCUGGUCUGAAGACCCCGUGGCGGUCAAGCAAGACCGGAUGGAAAAGGUAGAAAACCAAACAGAUCAUGAUAAUCAACUGGCUGGUGAUGAAGAAGAUGCUGUUGAAGGAGAUGGGGUGCAUCGAGACACAGAGAGGAAGGCAUCACCGUCCAAUGGGAAUACAAAGUCAAGGGACCAGCAAGCCAGUGAGGUGUGGAAAUCCUUUAAGAAACUGGUGACUCUGCAGUCAAAGAGGACCACCGAGGCUACAGAGACAGAGCAAAGUCACUUAACUGAAGGGCAGGUCAGUCUGGAUAAAUCAAGCAGGCAGCAGGCGGUUCCUAAAAAGGCACGCUACUCCAGGGCCGUGUCUCUGAAAAAUAUAAUCCUUCGCAAAAGCAAGAGUAAAAGUACUGAUCUGGAGGAAGCAGCAACCGGCACAGCUUCUAUCAGCAACCUUCCUGGAGUCGACCCUGAGCGAGAGAAAACCCUGUCUUGCAAGAAGGAAACGGCCACUGCUAGAUCCGGAGAAAUUAAAGCCGACAGCAGUGGCGAUUUGUCUGAUCCAAAAGAAGGUCUCGGCGAUAUUCAGAAACCUUCAGUGACAGAACAGGUGAGGGAUGCUGGUGAAGAACAGAAGCAAACUGUAACUGUGCAAUCUGACGUUGCCGAAAAGGUGCAAGAUGUGACGGAAGGCAAUGCAGAUCUUGGUGGAAAACCGGAAUCUGAUCAGUCUUUGGGAUGCAAUCUGCCUAACUCUGGCACAGUUUCAAGCCAUGAAAAAAGCAAGGAAAUCAAUUUCAACGGUGGAGUAAUAAAAGAAACCCCCCUUUCAGGAUCGAAAAGGGCAGCGGAGAAAGAACCAGCUGAAAAUAACAAAGGAGGAGCAUUAGAUCCAUCGCCAGGAAGGAAGUCGUUAAAUCUGAAGUAUAACGGAAGUGAAAGUGCUGGUAUUGGUCUACCUUCGGUUGAACAUGGACUCUCAGAAGACCCAGUAAAGAGCACAGGAAAAGAAUUACCACCAUGUGAAAGAACUGAAGUUCUUUGUGCAGGACAUCGAUCUGGAACAUCAAUGCAAGAUGAGCAGAAUUCUCAUCAACAGCCACCACUGAAGCACCCAGCUGAAACAGAGCCAACCAAGGAAAGUGUACCUAAAGGGGUCACCGUUAACGCCAGGGAAUCAACAGUGAAACAGAUGCCAGAUGCCUCUCGCUCAAUCUCGGAGAUAAGACUCAACGCACCCACUGAUCCUCUGGAAGCCAGUCAGAAAGCUGGAGAUGGUUCUAGUGAAAAGAUGACCUUGAACUUAGAGGACAACGGGAGAUCACCGUGCGGAACUGACUCAAUAGGCGCUCUAGCUGAAAGCAAUGCAGAGAAGAGAACCGAGGGUAUCGGGAGUUCUUCCACCGAGACCGUCCAUGAAGUCUGCUCUUCUGAUGCUACUGCGGAAACGAUAACAAAAAAGACUUCGGAAGAAGGUAAUUCUCAUGACACUCAUCAGGACGGUCCACCUUCUUCUGUUGAGAAUCUCCGUAAGGUCGCUUCUUCCGAAGCAGAAAUGACAGCCACGGACGUCCUGGGCUUCCACGGCGCUGGGAGUGGCCCGAAUAUUGAGAACUCCACUGCAGAGACCCGACGUCCACCUCCCUCUUCCACGGAGAACCUUCACACCAAUCCAGAGGAAGAGGAGAAUAAGAUGUUUUACGAGGCAGCAGCUGCUAUUGUGAGGACGGUGGUGAGUGCGGCUACUGAUCAGAUCACGAAGGAGCAAGACGCGUUGGACAACGACGGCUUCAAGGGAUCCUAUUCCAACAACAGCAAAGACGACGACAACAACACGGGUUACGUUGGCAUGGAUCUGUCCUACUGACAUUAGCUAGCUGAGGUUUUCGUCAAGCAAGGAGCGAGGAAAGCACCAAAACAUCAUUGGUUUUAAGGAUUCAAAAUUAGACUUUUUUUUAUUUAUUUGGAGGGCACCCAUAUAUAUCAGAAACAAAAACAAAAAUAGAUUUCAGUUGACUUUCUUGAAGAAUAAGCAAAUAUUUUUCUUUUGUUUUUGCCAAAAAUAAUAAAAAAAACGUAUUCAGAAAUGGACCAUGAAGCAAUAUUAAUAAACAUUUAAAAAAGGACUGUUUGUAAACACUCUCUUGGGUUACACAGCGGUUUAUAUAUAUAUAUAUAUAUAUAUAUAUAUAUAUAUAUAUAUAUAUAUGAAAUAGUUCAUCCUCAAACAGGUUUACAUAAACUUCCAGCUUGCACAAUCAGAAUGAGCUUUCAUAGACAGUCACUUAACAUUGCAAUCUUUAACAGUCCUAGCAGUUAGCGUUUUGUGAACCCCACGUUAUUAACAAAAACAGAAACACAACUGGAAUAAGGAAACAAAACCUUCCAGACAACGGUAUUAUAGAGGAUCAUAGCCGAACAGUAAAGAAACUACUGAAUCGCCAGGCUGUAUCUGUUCAAAUACAGUGUGACCACGACGGACACUUUUAAUGACGUGCAAAGAAGAUUGUAUAUUUUGACUUCCCGUUGGCUAAAGGACAGUAUGCAAUAAUUAUAAACAAUAACAAUAAAACAGAAGACAUGAUCUUUAGCAAUAAUAUUUUAUGUUGUUAAAUGCUUUCAUCUUACCUUCCUCAGUGGCUGUGUCUUGUGGCGCUGGAGUUGUGGCGUCCAUUGUUGUUUCUCUUUGAUUGUGCUCAUCCCAGCUACGCCAUUGGUUAUCGUAUUUGUCGUCCAGCCAAUCAGGUUCUCAGUAGAACAUUCAUCGUCGUGCAGUCUUGGAAUUCGUGCAGCAGUGUUGGCUUACAGACUACUCCAAGGAAAGAAAUGUAAACGUACCUGCAGUAUUCCAGUGGUAUUCUGUAUUAUCCAUGAACUGAUGAAGUUAGACAGCUGGGCUGGAAGAAAACCUGCAAGUCAUUUUUUUAAAUAGAGGAAUUACUAGGGGUGUCUGUACACUGUAGAGUUUAAAAUGUUAAAAAUUUGGCCGUGUGUUAAUACGUUUCACCGCUGUCUAAAAAUAUGCAAGCUUGUUUUCACUUGGUAGGUUUAGAGCGAUGGCCAAUUUAUUUCAGAUUUAGUAUUUCUUCAGUCUUUCCAUAGCUGGGCAGUCUUUCGCACAGCCACAUGUUGCAGUAAUUUAAAAACCGCAAUGGCUUUCCUGAUUGGUAACAAGCAAUCCCCAUAUGUACACUUUAGGUGUUUAAAUGUGUUUAAUACUAAACAUUAAGGAAAUUAAAGUGACGAUGACAGCUCUAUUAAUUUCCUUAUUAAUUAAAAGGCUUGAACUGCAGAACAUAUGGAGCCAAGAGGAAGUCAAUAACGCUCAAGAAAAACAGCUGUUUCUAAUGACAAUAAUACCUGUUCAUUGAAAUCGUGUGGAUUCGUACAAAUGUUUUUUUUUGUUUUUUUUUUACUUUUGUCUUGUGUAUUAUUGACUGGAAAUUCCCACUUAUUUGGAAAACCCUACUCUGCCAUUUGUUAGCAGUGUGAUAGUUGAAUUUAUUAUUGUACUCUGUAGUAGCCUUGUCAUGAAAAAUAAAUGAUUCUUUAAAACACACAAUUGCUAUUUAUAUUUUUAAAUACGUACAAAAAAGUAAACGCAUGCCACCAUUUCCCCCACCCCCACCCCACAUCCCCAACAUAGUAUAUAAUGCAU
Messenger RNA from Acipenser ruthenus (sterlet), 4923 nucleotides. RefSeq names its product muscle M-line assembly protein unc-89-like. The record is from RefSeq and is a predicted model, not a curated record. The transcript has 2 exons. NCBI's taxonomy places the organism in Eukaryota, Metazoa, Chordata, Actinopteri, Acipenseriformes, Acipenseridae. Bases 316 to 3132 code for a protein of 938 amino acids.